This is a messenger RNA of Leptonychotes weddellii (Weddell seal), 4325 nucleotides long. The record is from RefSeq and is a predicted model, not a curated record. Lineage: Eukaryota; Metazoa; Chordata; Mammalia; Carnivora; Phocidae.
AUGGACAAGAAAUCGGUGCCCUGCCAGACGUUUUACCAGAUUUGCCAUGAAACAGUAGGAAGGUUUAUCCAGUAUGGCAUUCUCGUAGUGGCAGAGCAAGAUGACCAGGAAGAUAUUAGUCCUGGUCUUGCUGAGCAGCAGUGGGACAAGAAACUUCCUGAGCCUUUGUCUUGGAGAAGUGAUGAAGAAGACGAAGACAGUGAUUUUGGUGAGGAGCAGCGAGAUUGCUACCUGAAGGUGAGCCAGUCCAAGGAGCACCAGCAGUUCGUCACCUUCUUGCAGAGGCUCCUCGGGCCUUCGCUGGAGGCCUACAGCUCCGCCGCCAUCUUCAUCCACAACUUCAGUGGCCCGGUUCCCGAGCCUGAGUACCUGCAAAAGUUGCACAAAUACCUGAUCACCAGAACGGAAAGAAGUGUUGCUGUAUAUGCUGAGAGCGCCACUUACUGCCUCGUGAAGAAUGCUGUGAAAAUGUUUAAGGAUAUUGGGGUUUUCAAAGAGACCAAACAAAAGAGAGUGUCUGUUUUAGAACUCAGCAGCACGUUUCUACCUCAGUGCAACCGGCAGAAACUCCUCGAGUACAUUCUGAGUUUUGUGGUGCUGUAGGUUACUCCUGGCACCUCUGGCAAGUGGAGGGCAUUGGACGAGUCCCUCGUAGGCUCCAGCCUCUGGCUCGAGAGCUGAAGGUGCUGGCGUGUGGGCAGGCUUGGCCUGUCCUGCUGUGACGUGCUGGAAGACAAGUGCCUUCCCCUCCACGGGGCUGUGCUAACCCCUACUCCGAGAUGACACGGCAGCCUCCGCGUGACGCUUGGGGGCCCCCCGGCUUCUGCUUGCAAUGCAUCGUCAGUAGAUGACACAGUGAAAUCUCAGAAAGUUAUUCUGGAGUUUAUUAAAGAUUUCCCUUUUAAGUAUAACCGUUAAGGACUAAAUUACUGUGAUGGGCACAAAAAUGUAGAUUCAUUCUAGAACCGAAUCUUAUAAAGUAUUCUUAAUACUGUCGGAUAAUUUGUCGGUAUAUUUUCUGAUUAAUGGUUAAUGCUUCCUUUAAACAUAAUUGAAUCAUCCGUUCACUGUUUUGUUUUUGUUUUUGUUUUUUCAGUUUUAUCUUUGCCAAUAGUAGCUAAAUUUUAAAGGGGACACCUUUCAUCCCAAAGUGCUUUACAAAUGAAUGGGCUGAUCUGUAUCACACCCAGGUAUCACUGUGCUGUCCUUUGCGGUCAGAUUUAGAAAGUGUUUGAAGAGCUACAUGAAAACACAAUAUUAGUUUAGGUCAGAAAUAGAGCUAAUGUGAUCAAAAAGUCGACAUCAGGAGGUAAAUUUGGCCGGCAAAAUUCAAGGUAAACUUGGCCAGAACACUGACUUUGAACUUUUGCUCAUAUAAAAAAGUGCCAUUGAGUUUUAAAUGACCAGCAAGUAUUUAGGAACGACUCCUGUUUUAUGUCUGUACCCCUUCCCACCCCUCAGGUGGCACCUGCCUCUCCCAGGUACAGCUGUGUCUUGGAGAUUCUCCAGCCAAACAGCAACUGUCCUAACGAUUAGCUUGGCCUGAUAGACUGUGUGAGCGGAGAGUGCUGCGGCUGGAGGCUGCUGACCCAGGGCUCUCAUGUACUGUGUAUAGCUUGUGCACUGCACCCAGUCCAUGGGACUGGUGCCCGCUCAAGUUGUGUGGUCUACAACCCGUGUAGCCAUAUAUGUGGGAGCCCUGUGGACUGCUCAGUGGCUGGAGGCAGUUACGGAUUUUUAGCUGUGAGGAAAAACCAUGGUUUUUAACAAAUAUGUAUGGGUUAUAUGCCUAAACCCUGAUGUCACGUAGCGGUUAUUAUGAAAAAUUGUCUGUUCAUAAUGGGUAGGUGCCUUCUUAGGAGGAGGGAGCAUAACUGUUCAUUGUGAUAAUUACGGUGAUUUCAUAAAGAUCAUGUGAUAUUAAAGCAUUUUCUAAUAGCUUGUUGUUCCUUCUCUCCAUGGUAUUAUGGAAUUAGGAAUUUUUCCUGAUGAAUAUUGCAUAUAGACUUUGAAUUUGAAAGUACUGAGAAUUAAGUUUGUACUUUUAUAAGCUUGGACUUGAAACACUAAUGGUAGCCCAUGAAUGUGCUGUGUGUGUCGGGAGAAGGAGGGGGACUGAUCGGUAUUUCAUGUCGUAUGAAAGAUCUCGUUUGAAACUCAUAGCAAUAAUGCUGUGCUGUUGUGAGCUUUUUCUAGUCUUCUCAAAUUCCAUGUUUAAGAUCUCUCUCUUCUCUAUAGGAACUCACGUACCCUUAAGCCAUUGUCAGUGUUAUCGCGGCUCCGGCGUGGACAGGGUCUCCGCGUGGUGGCGCUCCUUGCACUCACGGGGACAGAGGAGCAGUUCUGUUGGCCGGAGCCCUGCACGUGGGGGACGUCCAGGGAGACUUCGUUAUCCCCGUGGGUGUUCCUUUUCCAGGCGGGCAGUCACUGCACGAGUCUUGCUCAUUCUCUCUCUCAAUUAUAGAUCUAGGAUUGCCCGAGCACUCUCUCAGUUACCUGGAAAGUCAAGGUUGGGACUGCCCCGCCCGUGGCUUCCGCUAAGUGCUGCUGCCGAGUCAGCCUGAGCAGGGCACGGUGGCUGCCCUGGCUUCAUCUUCCUUUCCAGUUGUUUUCUAGAAAUAUCAUCAGAUGCUUUGGGGAAUGCAAUGUAUGAUUUGCUAGCUCUCUCGCAACUUAACUCACUGUGAGAAUAAAUAUGCAUGCUUUUUGUAAUUAACUGGUGCUUUGAAAACCUUUUUUAAGGAAGAAAAAUCUCAACCAAAGUGAUGCUCAUCCAGACAAGCUGACCCGGGGUUAAUUUUAGCACAACUCAUUCUUCAGUGCCUCAUUACUGAAAAACAAAUAUAUGUCAUCACAGUCAGGCUUCCAGAUAGCACUGUUUUUGCUUAAAGAUUUAUUCUCACUGUUUUCCAAAAGCGAAUGGCUUCCGUGUAAGAUGAUACAAACUAGGUGCUUGUAAAUAAUUUACUACAGUUUACUCUCCUGCAUUUCUCUAAAACUGAAAUGCAUGCCCUCCAGGGGAAGACUGUGAGUCAAAUUAAAAAACAAAAUCCAAUAAUAAGCAAUAUGAAUCUGCACGCUUUCCAACCGAGAAUGUCCUAAGUGAUUUCAGAAAAGAGGAAGGAUUUUUUGCUCCCUUAAUUUCAAGAAAAGCAAAGGGAAGGAACUUGUGUGAGACGCAUAGAACUAGUAGUAACAGGGAAAGCACUCCCAGGUCUUCCUUCUCAGAUCUGUUCAGUCUCUCGAAGUCACGAGGAUGAGUGGAAAAAAUACAUCAGGGAUUGCCAUGAAUGUAAACUCAGAUUGUGGAACUUUUAGGCACCUGAAGGGGAAAAGCAUUUCCCAUGGUUCUCCAUGCAAUCUCUGUGCUCUGUGAGAUGUUCAUAGGUGUUUUGUAGAAGACGUGUCGCUGGUACGAUAAAUGUGUACGUGGAUCCUCUUUUUCAGAAACUCAACAGUGCACUCUGGCAUGGCGUGGGCUCAGGGCGUGCCAGUCCCAAGCCUGUUUAACCCAGCAUUUCCAAACUGUUGUCACUCUAGGACCUCUGUCCCCCUUGGUAUCCCUAUGAGCCUCUCACUAGUAUGCCAUGGAAAACAUUUUGGGAAACACUACAUUAGGUAGUUUUUUAAGGGGACAAAACAAUACGAGAUGACAUGGAGGCAGAACUUGCAUGCAUUUUGUACAAUCACCUGUUACAGUUAGUGGAUGUAUGCCCACCCCCCCGCCCCCCGAGACGAUAAGCACAGAAAACUAAUAUAGGCGGUCAGGUCUCUUUCCUUUGAUGGAGAGAUCAGCUGUCUGUGAUCCUGGGUUUUUCCCUGAAAGUAAUAAAAUUAACACAAGGAUUAACUGGGGUAAAUAAUUAAGGUUUUAAUUCAGAUCUAGAAGAAAAUACCGCACAACCGACUGCAGAUUUUUAUCCACAGAUAGUUCUAGUGUUUAGAAAUGGUAAGACCAAUCAUUGAAGUUUAUAAGACUUAAUUUGGAUGUAAAUCUGUUUUUUAAAACACUCUUUUUAGGAACUUGAGACUUGGCAUCUGGCGUUCUAGUUUAAUACAAACUAAUGAUUGCAUUUGAAAGAAUUUUGACUUUAUUUCUAAACAUCUAAAGCUCUGAAAUGCCUUGAUGGAAGGUGUUAUUUUCCUGUUGUACAAAGAAAUGUUAAAUUGUUGUAAAAAGAAUUACUAUAAAGUACUGUGAAAUAAUACUGCGUGAUUUUGUGAGCGAAACUUAUUUGGAAAUGUUGAUUGAUUUUUAUGCCUGUUAAUGUAUUGUAAGAAGCACAGAAGUGUAGUUUUGUUUUAAUAAAUCAAAAAUGAAUAUA